This is a messenger RNA of Menidia menidia (Atlantic silverside), 3699 nucleotides long. The record is from the annotation of a GenBank genome assembly. NCBI's taxonomy places the organism in Eukaryota, Metazoa, Chordata, Actinopteri, Atheriniformes, Atherinopsidae.
AAGUUUCCCGGUGUUGUUAUGACGGCAGUAUCGAGCGUGAGUGUGGGACGUCCUUCCCCCGGCCGCGGAGGGAGGGGCGGAGGGAUCCACGCCGAGCAGCGCGGCGCUUUUUCCCGAUGACGCAGUUGGUUGCUAGGUGUGAAUGGACUGAUGCUUUGUCUCAAUUACGCUGCUCCUCAGUUUACAGGUCGACCACAACAAAGCAGCAUCUCAUUCUCCAGCGUUGUCCCGGCCAUUCGGAGCUGAAUUAUGGCUCUUUAAUUCCGCCAAGUUGUUGGACCCGAAAAGAAAUCGUGCUUUGCUUUAGCAACGCACCCCCAAGUGCUCUUCAGUUUUUCUGCAAGAAUGGAGUUUCAUUAUGCUCACCCUGCCCUGCUCUCUGUGGCCCAUCUGUCAGACCCCGCUCGCUCUCAGCAUAUGCUUGGACUUGGACUGAAUCAAAGCACCAACAGACAAAAUGAUGGCAACAUCAGCUCAUGUUUGGAAGAGUCUUCGUGUCUGCCCGGCAGACCCCCUCGCUCUCUCUCACCCACAGGCUAACCACAGCCAAUCACAGGGGUGCAGGGGGGAGGUGUCAGAGGAGAGUCAGCACUUAAUUGGUGGGCUCGGCACUGCAGCACAUUCGUCCUUCUUGAACAGUGAUGGUCUUACCGACUGGAUGACGGAAGAAGUGGAUUUCUCCUCGUACCUCCCAAACCCUCCUUCCCCUCCCUCCUCCACCAAUCCCUCCCUUCCACCAUCACCCCUUCAGAAUGAUAUUCAGGUGCCCUCCGACUUGGAGGUCAUGACCUCUCUGCUGCAGGAGGAACUUGCCCAACUAGAGGACUACUUCCUGUCCGAACCACUGCCGGAGAAAGGGCCGAGACUGGGAAAAUGCGACAGGGGUCCGCUGCCGGCGGGUCCUCAGCCAUUCAGUCAGCUGCCAUACGCAUCAUACUCUACAUCCAACCAAUCGGAAUCCAACCAGCUGCUUGUUACCCUGGCAACCGGGGAGCUGGACCUGCUGAGCAUCUGUGGCGGGCCCAUUGGGCGAUCCAAAAUUCCGAGACACACCCCAUACAGCUGCAGUCGCCCCAGUGGGUGUGGUAGGAAAAGAGUUCUAGACGGUGGGAGGUUUAGCGAAGGCUAUGACAACAGUUUGUCGAGUUCCAAAGGAAGUAACUCAGGUAACUCGGCCGUGACCCUAGCAGGUAACUACGGCUGUGCGCAGGACGACCAGCUGGUAGGGAAAAGCUACUGUCUGGGAAGUGCCAUCGAGGUUAGGCGAUGUGCCAGUUUACCCAAAGACGAGAAAAAUUGCUGCUUCACUCAAGAUGUGAUAAGUGGUGUGAAGGUUGUUGGUGGUGGGUUCGGCUUUGGUGGAUCACUGGAUUCCGCUCAAAGGAAAGAAGAUUUGCUAAUGUAUAGCAUGAGGGAGGUCAGCGAAGGCUCCGGUAGCAGCGAGGUGCUGAGCAGCAUCAAAGCCAAUGUGGAGGUGACGAAAGCCAGUGUUUGGAAAAGUCAGAGCAGCGAAGGUUGUUACGUCCCAACAACAUCCCAGAGCGAGGCCUACCAUAGCUACUUAGGGACCAUCAAUGAGCAGGUGAAAACAGAGGGUCUACAAGUAGUUCAGCCUGAUUUACACUGUAGUUACCUUGAGGAUCAGGCCCCAGAAUGUUUCUUAAUGGCGAGGGAGGGUCUGAACCUGGAGUCUUCAGGGCACAGACAAGCAUGCAGGCUGAAAGAAGACAACAAUUACGAAGUGGAGAUCGUCCCGCACGAAGGCGGGGAGCGCAAACAAAAGAAAAGAGAUCAGAACAAAACUGCUGCUCAUAGGUAUCGCCAGCGAAAAAGGGCGGAGCUAGAUUCUUUGGAGGAACAACUGCACUGCCUUGAGGGGAGGAACCGAGAGCUCCGAGACAAAGCAGAGUCAGUAGAACGUGAAAUCCAGUAUGUUAAAGACCUGCUGAUUGAAGUUUACAAGGCCCGCAGCCAGAGGCUGAAGCAGGACACAACAGCGUAACGUCACGCUCCUGCAAGCAGCCCGGAGUAACUCGGAAAAUGGGGAGUUUUUUCUUUCUUCAUGUUUCUUAACAGUAGAAUUUUCCCUUUUUUCUCAUGGCGAGGAGACAAAUGCAUGCUUUGUUAAUGUGAGUUACUUUCUACAUUUUGAAUCGACACUAUACAAUGCUUCCAUCACUUGUAGCACUAAUCACUUGAGCCUUCACUGUGGCAUUGCAAUGCUUUAACCGACAAUCAUUUCUAAUAGAUCUUCCACCUCGUGAACCCACUGAUCAAAGCAGGGUUACUUCUGAGGGGGUCGUGUAAUUCAUGAAGCAGGUUAUAUAUUUUUAUUAGCCUUACAUUGAAAUUGAUGUCAGCAAUAGAACCUAAUAUUUUUUCCACUUUAAAGUUUUGUAUUUAAUUUGAUAUUGCUGUAAGUCACUUGUCAGUAGCUGGACUCAUCGAAUGUGUUGUUGGUGUCAGCCUUUAAUUUCAAGUUGUCUGUUCGGUUGUUAUUUCAAGCAUUUCUUGAUCAGAACAUUUUUAGAUCUUCAUGAAUUUUUUUAUUUAAAUCUUAGAAUUUCUGUUGAAAACGUGCUCGCUCUAACAACCACAAAAACAAUCACUGAUAAGAUUAAACACAACAAGAAAAGCUAUUAUCAAAAAUCAUUAGAAUGAUUUCACAAUUGUUCCAAAAACUUUUAGUUUUUCACUAAAUGCUUUUAAUCAACUGAAGAUUCAACAGGACAAAAGAAAUGUGGAAAUUUGUUUUUCACCCUGCUUUGUACAAAGCUAUUGCUUCCCCCCCCAGGAUGAUUAUAUUCCUGUUGUUUUCAAAAACUGCAAUAUUUUUUAGUGGUUUUCACAAGUAAUGUCCAGCAUAUCCUGACCAAAAGAGAAAUUUACCCUUUAUACUGUUUUGAAGUAAACUAACAUUUUGUUGUAUAGUUUUCUUCUCUUGUAUAUUGCAGUUUAUACAAUCUGUUUAGCAGCUCAGGCUUACGGUUGAUCCUCCCGUUCUGCAAACAUCAUCAGACAACAGGGGAGAUAACAGACUUGAAGCUCCUCGGUCCUUGUCUUACAUGUCAGUUUUCACAAGUUUUCCUGCUGUAAAGAGAUAGGUUUUCCAUGCGUGCAAAUAUUGUAACCGGUGAUGUUUUAGUGUCCUCUGCAUGCCUUUUUCAUAAAUGUUUUUGCGCUCUCUGAAAUAGAAAAUCUAGGGAUUCAGAAUCGAGUGAGGAUUGUUUCUCUGAACUGCUUAUUCUGGCAAUAAGUUUUAUAGGCCUCUGGCUGAUCUGCACUAAUUCAUAACUUUUUAUAUCUUCAGGGAGUGGAGUGUAUUCGCCUGUUCUUUAUAAAAAAAAAGAAAAACAGAAACGAAUCUGAAAAGAUCUUUUAUUUAUAUUUAAUUAAUUUUAUAUUUCAUUUGUCUCUAAUUUGAGAAAGUACCAACUGUUAUACAUAUCUUAUGAAAAGUUGCUGACCGCAUUUCUUGAAAAAAGUGGCCGAUAGUCUGGUAGAUUUGAGGCUAUGAAUCCACGCAAACUUAACGUCCCCUGCGGAGAACUAUCAAUUACUAUCUCUUAAAAUGAAAAAAAAAGAAGUGAACCGAUUUCCAACGCUUUGUAAUUUCAAGGUAAUUAGUUCACAAGUACAUACAUAUUUUGUGUGAUGUAAACUUGUUUCCAUUUACAAUAAAGUACGUCAUCAACCUGG